AUGUUGCGCGCCACUUUCGCUCCCGUCGUCCGCGUGGCCCAAAAGUUUGCGCUUAAUCAGCGCCCACGCUCCCUUCAAGCCGCCGUAUACCACCCAGUAAAGGUCCCGACGCGUGGCUUGACGUCAACACGUUCGCGAUUGAGUGCGGAAAAGCCAACCGCUAAUUCGAGCGCAAAGGAUGGACAAACGGCACCGGACGCUCUGGUGCUCACGCCCUAUGAGAAGGUGACAGCAACGGCUACUGGCGGGUUCUGGCUAGGUCUAAUGGGUCUUGGAGCGAUCGGCGUCUACUUUGUCGCCCGUGAACUGCUGCCUAACCGAAUGAGCCCUAACGGUCUUUACAGUGAGUCACUGGACAUUGUCUCGAACAACACUGACGUUGUCUCACGACUUGGCCUGCCGAUCCACGGCUAUGGCCACGACCACGGUGGCCAUCGAGAAGGUCGUCGUAACCGCAUUGAGCACGUGAAUCUUACGGCUAAGGACGGGACUCCACGUCUUCGCAUCAAGUACAACAUUAAGGGACCUUCGGGUCACGCUUAUGUCUUCGCCGAAGCGAACAAGAACAUGAAGAAGGACGAGUACGCGUAUCUCAUUGUGCAGGUGACGAAGACUGGCGAGUUGCUGAAAAUCUUUGACAAUCGACAACUUCUUGCGGCGGAAACUAAGGAGGAGCAGGACGCCCUACGCCAGCUACUCGGCAACUAG
This is a messenger RNA of Peronospora matthiolae, 708 nucleotides long. The record is from the annotation of a GenBank genome assembly. NCBI's taxonomy places the organism in Eukaryota, Oomycota, Peronosporomycetes, Peronosporales, Peronosporaceae.